CAGCUUCAGUUUAGAAAGCGACCGUGCGAACAAAAUCAGAGGCAACGUACAGGAGGAGUAUUGCAAUGUGCUAUUGAAUAUUGUAUGUAGUUAAGCCUUAUCAAUCAAUGGGUUGGGAUGUCUAUCCAAAUACGGCAUAUUUCGCCGGUCGGUUUUUCCGGCGCCUUGAAAUUUAAUUUUGCCGGAUCAGAAAAAAAAAGGAAAAAGAUAUAAAAGAUAUGCAAAAAGGAGCGGUGGAUCGUUCACCAUCACCUUCCAAUCUAGCUCCAAGCUCUUAGCCAUUUACUACUCCCCUUUCAGCCCAAAGAAACCAAUCCCUAGUUGAAAAUGGGUGUGGGACGACGGAUGAAGAAACAGGGCCCUCCCCCGGCCCUGGACGAAUCGAAGAUUUCAUCUCUGAAACGGCGCAAGCCCUCAGAUCUCGACGAUGCUACUGUUCAUGAGGGGAAAAAACGACGCACAGAGAAUAAAAAACACUCCAGGCCACGGAAUUCUCUUGAUAGAAAUGUUGUCAAGGCAAUGAAGCCUGCUGUCAGAGAUAAUAAAAAGAAGCUUGUUGAAUUGGAGAAGCUAGGUACCAGCGAUAGUGGUGCGGAGGACCUGCCGGGGGAUGAGUUCGAAGAUCUCGACGAUGUCAGCGAUAUUGAAGAUGACCAGGUAUCGGAUUCCCAACAUUCAGAUAGCGAUGGGGGUUUGGAUUCAGCGUUUGACUCGGAAGAGGACCAUCCUCGAGAGGCCAUGUUCUCGGAAGACGAAGAUAUCUCUGAUGCGGAGGAAAAGCUUACCGCCGCCAAUAUUGAAGGACUAUCAAGGAAACUAGAUCUCGAAACAGAAGCUACAGGGCAACAUGCCGAGUUAGAACUUAAAGAGUCUGCCAUUCAGACCAAUAUCGCGGGUGAUAGUGUGGACGUCUUCGGGAUUGACAACCAAGCGCAGAAACAGAUCGGCCUGGCUCCCGACCUCCAGCUUCUUCGGAGCCGUAUUACAGAAACAAUUCGCAUACUUGGUGAUCUAUCCACACUUGGGCGGCCUAGCAAGUCCCGAGCAGACUAUACCAACCUUCUCAUAUCCGACAUUUGCACCUAUUACGGUUACACUCCAUACUUAGCUGAAAAACUGUUCAACCUGUUCACUCCCCGUGAAGCAUUCGCCUUUUUCGAAGCAAACGAAUCUCCCCGUCCAGUUGUUAUUAGGACAAAUACGCUACGAACCAACCGCCGCUCUCUCGCCCAAGCCUUGAUUAACCGUGGUGUCGUCCUUGAACCGGUAGGCAAAUGGUCCAAAGUUGGGCUACAGGUCUUCGAAUCUGCGGUACCAUUAGGUGCUACUCCCGAAUAUCUUGCUGGCCACUACAUCCUACAAGCUGCAUCAUCUUUCCUUCCUGUCAUGGCACUGGCGCCACAGCCAAAUGAGCGCGUUCUCGAUAUGGCUGCUGCACCCGGCGGUAAAACGACGUACAUAUCAGCGUUAAUGCGAAACACCGGAUGUGUUCUUGCAAAUGACGCAAGUAAACCCCGUGCUAAAGGUUUGAUUGGCAACAUUCACCGCCUCGGGUGCAAGAACACAAUCGUCUCGAAUCUCGACGCGCGAGAAGCCUUUCCCAAGAUCCUUGGUGGUUUCGACCGUAUCUUACUUGACGCGCCUUGCUCGGGAACGGGUGUCAUUUCAAAGGAUCCCAGCAUCAAAACCUCGAAGACCGAACGUGAUUUUCUUGCACUGCCACAUAUGCAAAAGCAACUGCUCCUAGCGGCAAUUGAUUCGACCGAUCACGCGUCUAAAACCGGUGGAUAUAUUGUGUACUCUACUUGCAGUGUGACCGUGGAAGAAAACGAAGGGGUUGUACAGUAUGCUCUCCGCAAGCGACCUAAUGUCAAGAUCGUGGAUACUGGCUUGGGAAAUUUUGGAAGCCCUGGCUUUAAGAGUUACAUGGGAAAGAAGUUUGACGAUAAAAUGCCGCUCACGAGGCGCUACUACCCUCAUCGGGAAAACGUUGAUGGCUUCUAUGUUUGCAAGCUGAAGAAAAUGGGCCCCAGUCCUAAAUCGGCGGAGAAAUCAAGUACAAACGGAUCCAAGUCCGAAAUCGAGGAGGCGGAGGAAGUGGUUGACAGAGCUCCUAUUAUAGACGAGGAGAAGGAGAAGCAGAUUGAAAACGAACCUUUCGGACCUUUUGACGAGGAAGAAGAUGCGACAUAUAUUGCAAGAGCUGAGCGAAAUAAACUGCGGAGAAAAGGGCUGAACCCUAAGGCAGUGCUGAAGGGGAAACCAAAAAAAACCAAAGAAUCCAAGAGAUAAAACAAGAAAAAAUGAUGUCCGUGGUCACUGCUCACGGGGGCUGAAGAAGAGACGAAACAAGGGAGAGAAGGUCUCACAAAGGAGCAGGCCUUGGGGGGUGGGGGGGGGGGGAAUAAAUAGGGUAUCAGUCAUCGAUAAAUGUAUAGUGGUAUCCGCGCCAUAUACCUUAGACAGUCCAUGUUCAUUUGGAUGUUACGUAUUUCGAUAAUAUUAAUCAUUUCUAAUAAUCCGUGCCUGUGCUAUUGCGACACUAUUGCUCAUUCUCACUGGCGCGGAGGGUACAUGGGCCACAUUUUACACACAUGUCAGAUCCAUUUCUGUCAACGGAAUUUUUCUUCACCGUUUUAAAAUAUGAUCUAGAUGAAAACUCUCGCAUUCAGACAACUGACUAGGUUAAUGUUGUUGUGGAAAGAGAUCAGGGGGCGCAAACCACGCUGAGUUAUAACCAAGUUCUUUUUUCCAACUUAAGCCAUUUUCCAAAUUAACAACUAGUUCGCUCUACUCUUAGUGUAUGUACAUAGAAACAAUAUUCAUCCAAAAAUGGUCGCUUCCAAGGAACCGACAAUACCGAAAUCAGCAAUGACGAAGCUGUAUCUGAAUCUAGAAUUUUAGGUGGAGAUCGAAACCAAGCAAGAGUGGUAAAAUGAUAAACAAGACGGGUUAGGGAAUUACGAUACGAUAUAUAGAUCUUGAAGGGGAUUCGCUAACAAUGAUCAUCGCUAAAAUAACUGUGGAAGGGCGCGCGAAAACGGGCACAUAGUCGUCAAAAUAAACAGGUAAGAAGCAGAGCAGGUAAACAGAGGCGGGCAUAACCCUCAAGCUGAAACCAAGUCGUCGCCGCU
This is a messenger RNA of Blastomyces dermatitidis ER-3, 3134 nucleotides long. RefSeq names its product nucleolar RNA methyltransferase. The transcript has a single exon. Gene Ontology annotation, biological process: maturation of LSU-rRNA; rRNA base methylation. NCBI's taxonomy places the organism in Eukaryota, Fungi, Ascomycota, Eurotiomycetes, Onygenales, Ajellomycetaceae. Bases 328 to 2292 code for a protein of 654 amino acids. The record is from RefSeq and is a predicted model, not a curated record. Gene Ontology annotation, molecular function: rRNA (cytosine-C5-)-methyltransferase activity; RNA binding. Gene Ontology annotation, cellular component: nucleolus.